Myotis lucifugus (little brown bat) is the source of this 1497-nucleotide messenger RNA. Its product is annotated as otopetrin-2. Gene Ontology annotation, cellular component: membrane. Gene Ontology annotation, biological process: proton transmembrane transport. Gene Ontology annotation, molecular function: proton channel activity. The record is from RefSeq and is a predicted model, not a curated record. NCBI's taxonomy places the organism in Eukaryota, Metazoa, Chordata, Mammalia, Chiroptera, Vespertilionidae.
AUGUCGGAAGAGCUGGCCGCGCCCCAGGAGAGCCCGCGGGCGCCGCGGACGGGCCCCCGCGAGGUGUGGAAGAAGGGCGGCCGCCUGCUGUCGGUGCUGCUGGCCGUGAACGUGCUGCUCCUCGCCUGCACGCUCGUCAGCGGCGGCGCCUUCAACAAGGUGGCCGUGUACGACACCGACGUGUUCGCGCUGCUCACCACCAUGAUGCUGCUGGCCGCGCUCUGGAUCGGCUUCUACCUGCUCCGCACCGCGCGCUGCGCCGACGCCGUGCCCUAUCGGGACGCGCACGCGGGCCCCAUCUGGCUCCGAGGUGGGCUGGUGCUGUUUGGGGUCUGCACCCUGGUCAUGGAUGUCUUCAAGACGGGCUACAACUCCAGUUUCUUCGAGUGCCAGUCGGCCAUCAAGAUUCUGCACCCUCUCACCCAGGCUGUGUUUGUCGUCCUCCAGACUUACUUCCUCUGGGUCUCUGCUAAGGACUGUGUUCACGUCCACCUGGAUCUGACCCGGUGUGGCCUCAUGUUCACACUCACCACCAACCUGGCCAACUGGAUGGCGGCCGUGGUGGAUGAAUCCGUGCACCAGGCCUACUCCCACAGCAACGCCAGCCACGCCCGCCUGGCUGCCGACCAGCGUGUGGGCAGCCAGGCUGGAGGCGACUGCGCCUGCGCCACGACCGUCUGCCAGAUCUUCGAGCGGGGCUACUUCUACCUGUACCCCUUCAACAUCGAGUACAGCCUCUUCGCUUCCACCAUGCUCUACGUCAUGUGGAAGAACGUGGGCAGGCUGCUGGCCUCCUCCACCCACGGCCACGGCCACACCCCAUCCCGGGGCAGCCUCUUCCGGGAGACAUUCUUUGUGGGCCCAGUCCUGGGCCUGAUGCUCCUCCUGGUGGGGCUGGCCGUCUUCGUCAUCUAUGAGGUCCAAGUGAGUGGGGACGGGGACCACACCCAGCAGGCCCUGGUCAUCUACUACAGCUUCAACAUCGCCUGCCUGGGGCUCAUGACCUUGGUCAGCCUGAGCGGCUCGGUCAUCUACCGUUUUGACCGCCGGGCCAUGGACCACCAUAAGAACCCCACACGCACCCUGGACGUGGCCCUGCUGAUGGGCGCCGCCCUGGGCCAGUACGCCAUCUCCUAUUACUCUAUCGUCGCCGUGGUGGUGGGCGUGCCCAGGGACACGCUGGGGGCGCUCAACCUCGCCCACGCGCUGCUCAUGAUUGCCCAGCACACCUUCCAGAACGUGUUUAUCAUUGAGAGCCUCCACCGGGGCCCGCCAGGGGCUGAGCCCCACGACGCCCCUCCCAAGGAACCCUGCCUUACCUUCGCCAACCCGGACGCCCUCCACACUUUGCCAACCUGCCCACCCACCCCCAGGUCGGUGAGCCCCAGCCUGGUGGGCCCUCAGGAAGCCACGGCCAUCUUCCUGGCCCCCCGGGCCCACUGGAGACGCCGAUGCCUGAAGGACAUUUCUCUGUUUCUUCUGCUCUGCAACAUCAUC